GAUCGGGAUCGGGAUCGGGAUCGGCACCGGGGGGGUCCUGGCCCCUCGCUGCCAUGGCCAUGCAGAUGCAGCUGGAGGCCAGCGCGGACACGUCGGCAGAGGAGGAGAGCUUUGGGCCACAGCUCAUAUCCAGGCUGGAGCAAUGUGGUAUAAAUGCCAACGAUGUGAAGAAGCUGGAGGAGGCUGGAUUUCACACCGUGGAGGCCGUGGCUUAUGCACCAAAGAAGGAGCUGCUGAACAUCAAAGGCAUCAGCGAAGCCAAAGCUGACAAAAUCUUGGCUGAGGCAGCCAAACUGGUUCCCAUGGGUUUCACCACGGCCACGGAAUUCCACCAGCGGAGGUCAGAGAUCAUCCAGAUCACCACUGGCUCCAAGGAACUGGACAAACUGCUUCAGGGAGGAAUAGAAACAGGGUCCAUAACAGAGUUAUUUGGGGAGUUCCGUACUGGGAAGACACAGCUGUGUCACACACUGGCAGUCACCUGUCAGCUCCCCAUUGACCGUGGUGGUGGAGAGGGAAAAGCCAUGUACAUCGACACAGAGGGGACCUUCCGUCCGGAGCGGCUCCUGGCUGUGGCUGAAAGGUAUGGCCUGUCUGGCAGCGACGUCCUGGACAACGUGGCCUAUGCCCGGGGCUUCAACACCGACCACCAGACCCAGCUGCUCUAUCAGGCCUCGGCCAUGAUGGCUGAGUCACGGUACGCGCUGCUGAUCGUGGACAGCGCCACGGCCCUGUACCGCACGGAUUACUCGGGAAGGGGGGAGCUCUCCGCCAGGCAGAUGCACCUGGCCAGGUUCCUGCGGAUGCUGCUGCGCCUGGCAGAUGAGUUUGGCGUGGCCGUCGUCAUCACCAACCAGGUGGUGGCACAGGUGGAUGGAGCCGCCAUGUUCGCCGCGGAUCCCAAAAAACCCAUCGGAGGGAAUAUCAUCGCUCAUGCUUCCACCACCAGACUGUACCUGCGGAAAGGCCGGGGAGAGACCAGGAUCUGUAAAAUCUACGACUCUCCGUGUCUUCCCGAGGCUGAGGCCAUGUUUGCUAUCAAUGCCGACGGAGUGGGAGAUGCUAAGGACUGAAAAGUGCUUUUUUCCCCCGAGUCCCAAGACUAUGUCCAUGAGGGGCUCCUUUCUGUGUGGCACCUUACAGAUACUCCCCAACGCAGCUGGCAGAGGAACCUGUUGUGUGUCGGGAUGUGUCCAUCAGGACACCUGGAAGGGUUGGGAAGAGAUCUCCCACUGGGCUGUAGUCACAGAUCGGAUCCGUGUGGUGCCUUGUGAACAUUCCCAGAGGACCCACACCCUUUGUGUUCUCCUGGGUUCCACCAUGCACGUGGGGCAGUAAAAUCCAUGUGGCCGCAGUUCUGAACUUGGUGAAUUUGAACUAAAGUUGGUGGGUUUGCCCAGUAAGAAAAGUGGUGAUUUAUAAAACCAAGCAGAGUGGUAUUCCACACUAGGGACUUGGGAUUGGUGAUGAUCCCAGUCCAUAAUCUUUCUGUUCAUUUUCUUUUGGAUGCUGCAACCUGCUGAGCUGGGGGAAUGUUCAUUUACAUUUCAGUUUAAUUUUCUGUAUUUCAUUAAUUCUCCGUGGAAAUCUACUUUUAAUAAAAAGGACCAUGAGGAUAUUGAUGACAUCACAGGUUCCUAGGAUUCAGGCAGGUGUUCAUGCAGACCAAGGAUUUUUUUGGAUGGAAGCAGCUGCACCAAUCUCCAAGGAAUCUCAGUCUGGGUUUUUCUUUUCUCCUAAUUGUCCUUGGUUUGGAGGUGCAGUGCAGCCGUGCCCUAUAUAUCUCUUUUAAGAGUUUUUGGGGCUAAAAAAGUUCUUUUGUAUUCUGCAAUAUGUAUAUAUCUUGAUUAAAGAGAAUAAUAUAAUAUUGA
Pipra filicauda (Wire-tailed manakin) is the source of this 1871-nucleotide messenger RNA. It is a transcript of the gene RAD51, whose product is annotated as RAD51 recombinase. The record is from RefSeq and is a predicted model, not a curated record. Bases 54 to 1073 code for a protein of 339 amino acids. The transcript has 10 exons. Gene Ontology annotation, cellular component: condensed nuclear chromosome. Gene Ontology annotation, molecular function: single-stranded DNA binding; ATP hydrolysis activity; ATP-dependent DNA damage sensor activity. Gene Ontology annotation, biological process: reciprocal meiotic recombination; DNA recombinase assembly; double-strand break repair via homologous recombination. NCBI's taxonomy places the organism in Eukaryota, Metazoa, Chordata, Aves, Passeriformes, Pipridae.